GUGUGAUUGGGUGGUGGUGUGGAUGAUGAUGAGACGGAGGUGUAUGGUGGGAGAGAGAGGAAGAUUUCUCAGUAAGUUGGGGGAUGAGGCAGGAUGAGGCUGCUGGGUUGGGUUGUAUCUGUUUCGUAGAUGAGGAUCUGGAGGGCUGCUGCUGCUGCUGGUCUGUGUGAGCUCCGCCUGGGCUGAGAGCGUGUUGUCGCUGGUUGGUCAUGUGAGUAACCCGAGCAGAGGGGCUUUCAUUUAUAUUCACUGUCAGAGCAGCAGAACAGCUGUUAGCUACAGUCUGCCGAGAAGACCCCCAGGACCCCUGCCGCCGGCUGCUUCGUUCACCAUCUCGCCAUGAGUGUUUUCUGACGCAUUUAGAGAGCUGGGAAAGAGGAGGGGUUGAUAAAAUCCAGGAGAAACGAGGAGAAAACGCUGAACCUGCGGAUUAAACACAGAGAGAACCCGCUACAGCUGCUGCUCCGCUCGGGAAAUGAUGUAGAUCAAAGAGCGACAGGGCAACGCCCACUGACCCACUGCCUGAUGUAACGCUGAGUGUACUACUGUACGUGCUGACGUUACCAUACACUCUAUACCUGCAUCUGUAGACAACUUCUCAUCUAGCGCUCCUUCUAAAACCCAGUGGAUUCGUUAAAGUGAGUGUGUCUCUUCUGGAGGUGUUACUUUACAUGUUAAGAACAUUGCUGUGAGGAGGAUCAGAUUGCAUCCAGCCACACUAGCCUCAAAUAGGUCUGGUCCUGACGAUGUUGGGUGAUUGGUUCUGGUACUCAAACUCAUAAUAAAGGUAUUGGAUGGAGCUUAUUCACCCCAAAGGAUAUGUUUCACAACUUUUUCAACAGUAACAUUUUCCACAUUUUUGGAAAGGCUUCAUAUGACUUCUUUGAAACAUUGCUGUGAGGAGGAUUUGAUUUCAUUAUUUCUGGUGCUCGAAAUCAUCAUGAAGUAUGGCUGAUUAUCUAAUAAGUGGGGGCACAGGCUACGUUCCUGAAGAUGGCCUCACUGCCCAGCAGCUCUUCUCCAUAGGAGAUGGUCUCACAUACAAUGAUUUCCUAAUCCUGCCCGGCUUCAUUGACUUCACCUCUGAUGAAGUGGAUCUGACCUCUGCUCUGACGCGAAAGAUCACCCUGAAGACCCCUCUUAUUUCUUCUCCAAUGGACACUGUGACUGAAUCCUCCAUGGCCAUUGCUAUGGCUCUGAUGGGCGGGAUUGGGAUCAUCCAUCACAACUGCACUCCGGAAUUCCAAGCAAAUGAGGUUCGGAAAGUUAAGAAAUUCGAGCAGGGCUUUAUCACAGAUCCAGUAGUGAUGAGUCCCCGGCACACUGUUGGAGACGUGUUUGAGGCCAAGAUCCGACACGGCUUCUCUGGGAUCCCGAUCACUGAAACCGGCAAGAUGGGCAGCAAGCUAGUGGGCAUUGUUACGUCACGAGACAUUGACUUCCUCUCAGAGAAGGACUAUGACAGGCCAUUGGAGGAGGCAAUGACGAAAAGAGAAGAUUUAGUUGUUGCUCCAGCUGGAGUUACACUAAAAGAAGCAAAUGACAUCCUGCAGCGCAGCAAAAAAGGUAAGCUGCCCAUUGUGAAUGACAGUGAUGAGCUUGUGGCUAUAAUUGCUCGCACUGAUCUGAAGAAGAACAGAGACUACCCCCUGGCCUCGAAAGACUCUCGAAAACAGCUGUUGUGUGGUGCUGCAAUUGGUACUCGUGAGGAUGACAAGUACCGGCUGGACCUGCUCAUGCAGGCUGGAGUUGAUGUGGUGGUGCUGGACUCAUCUCAGGGAAACUCAGUGUUUGAGAUCAGCAUGAUCAACUACAUUAAACAGAAAUACCCUGAGCUACAGGUGGUGGGUGGCAAUGUUGUAACAGCUGCUCAGGCUAAGAAUCUAAUCGAUGCUGGUGUGGAUGCACUCAGAGUGGGCAUGGGCUGUGGAUCCAUCUGCAUCACACAGGAAGUGAUGGCAUGUGGCAGACCCCAGGGCACCUCUGUGUACAAGGUGGCGGAGUACGCUCGGCGUUUUGGAGUGCCAGUAAUAGCUGAUGGUGGCAUUCAGACAGUUGGGCAUGUAGUAAAGGCUCUGGCUCUGGGAGCAUCCACAGUGAUGAUGGGCUCCUUGCUAGCAGCAACCACUGAAGCACCUGGGGAGUACUUUUUCUCGGAUGGAGUACGGCUGAAGAAGUACCGCGGUAUGGGCUCUCUGGAUGCCAUGGAGAACAGUAGCAGCCAGAAACGCUACUUCAGUGAGGGUGAUAAGGUGAAGGUUGCUCAGGGAGUAUCUGGCUCGGUUCAGGAUAAGGGCUCCAUCCAUAAGUUUGUCCCUUACCUCAUUGCUGGAAUCCAACAUGGCUGCCAGGAUAUUGGGGCAAAGAGCCUGUCCAUCUUACGAUCUAUGAUGUACUCUGGAGAGCUGAAGUUUGAGAAGAGAACCAUGUCUGCUCAGGUGGAAGGAGGCGUCCAUGGCCUGCACUCAUAUUCUUUUGUGCCAUUUAUGAAAAGCGACUAUACUGAGAGCGGCAACAGAGGACAGUCAAGAGCUUUCCCCAACGUUCCGACUCCAACUGUGACCAAACACAAUGGAUUUAUGUGAUUUCUACACGCCCUACUCCUUUCCUCGUCACCCUCCUUCCCUCUGGUCAUCCUUCUGGGAAGAAAUGAUGGUGUAUUGUUCCUCACCUCUGAUGUGAGCAUCAAUAAGGACCCACGGCAAAGGUGUGCAGAUACCUGGAUACCGGCCUUGCAACACAGACACGAAGAGUUCCUGUGCACUUUCUGCUUCUAUUAAAGCAUAAAACCAUCUCAGUGAGGCAUCCUGGCUUUCUCUGUGUAGACUAUCAUGUCAUUGAUAUAUUGAGAGUCCUUACCAGUUUAAGUAAACGUCCUAUUUUCAAGAACCAACAUUAUUAUACAGAUUAUACCAUGCACAAUUUCCAGAAACACACACUUACUUCUCAAGAGUUUGACCAGCAUUGUCAUCACUUUAAGCAAAAUUUGUCUUGUGGGAUGUCUCACUUUGUGGGUCCUCUAGCAAUAAGCUUUAAUAAUGUGACAUGACCUGACUGUUUUUUAAGGCACUGAAAGAACUGGGGAUCUGAAUGGAAUGAAUGUAAACUGUUGAAUACUGUUGAAGUGCAUGGUCUAGUUCACAGGCUGCUCAUUUCAGGAUGCUUCUUAAGGCCUUGGCAUACUUCAUGCAGAGACAACGUUUGCGUGGCUUCAGCGAACAAUGGGAUGUAAUUGCAGAGAAAAGUAAUAGUCGCAGACGUCGCAUAGGGGCUUCGCUCGCCCAACUUUGUGGAUGAAGCCACAGAAAGUAUGCCAGCUCAAAGGCUGGCGAAAGCCCGCUCGACUUUGUGCAAUGCUCACAAACUUUGUUUUGCUGGAAGUAUGCAGAGGCCUUCAGGGUCUCCAGUUAGACAGCUAAGACUAUGGAACCAGAAGCCAAGCAUUAGCCUUAAAGUCAGGGAUCCUCUAAACCUGCACGCCUUAUGAAUGUUAGCAAAGUGUGGAAUUAUCAUCCUACAAUUGGAAACGAUUGUAGUGUUUCAUUCAGGCAAUGAGGGAUGAACAAUGAGUCUUGACCAAUAGAAAUAAUACAAAUUUCAGACGCUUGGUGUUCACACGCUUUGGGUUGAGUCAACUCACUGAGUGAAUCAAUGAUUCAAAACACAGCCAUGGAGUUAUUCACACUGAUGGACACUAGAUUAGUUUUCUGAAUGCAGGUUUGUGACUGAAAAUUGAGAAAUAACGCACUAAACGAGUCGCAGACGAAACUUUGAAAUAGCGAUUAUUAUUGUUUUCCACAAUUAAUCACAGAUCCCGUUUUAGAAACAGUAUACAUUUUUUCUAUCUAAAUAUAUGCUUUAUCUUACCGAGUGUUUGUGUCGAAAGUGCUGGAACAGUGCCAGAACUUUUUCCGGUACGAGCCUAGUCCUCGGACUGAGCAAAAUGUUGAGAAAAUAUGCCCACAUUAGUUUGUGGAAGGCGCCGGUAACCAAGAUAAGACGAAUAAACAGUUUAGAAAUUAAACUGUAAUUAAACUGUAAUUAAAACUGUAAUUUUUAAUUAACCAAAUUAAUUGUGAAAAUCGUCCAGCACUAAUAGAAAUAUAUACUGACAAACAAAAAUAACAUACACAUCCUUGGCCUGCCUGGUUGCCAGAUUGAUUACUAAUCUAAAAAAGCAUUUAUGGGACCGGCUUGGACAGCAGCUUCAGCAAAUUAUGAGUGUCAUAACAUAGUUUGCAACAUUAAAACAUUUCACUUGAUUCCAACAACUUCUUGUCAAUGAGUGUACAUGUACAUAAUAAUGUGUAAAUGUAUAUAUUAAUAUGAUAUAUAAUAUAAAUAAAAUACUAGAAAAUAUAUAGAAAUGCUAUUUAUAUAUGAGUGAAUGAUUACAGUGAAAACAGCACUGCAGCAUAAUGGAAACAGAGGGCUUUCUUAGUAGGCUUUAAACAUUCCUUUGAC
Astyanax mexicanus (Mexican tetra) is the source of this 4464-nucleotide messenger RNA. It is a transcript of the gene impdh1a, whose product is annotated as IMP (inosine 5'-monophosphate) dehydrogenase 1a. The record is from RefSeq and is a predicted model, not a curated record. Lineage: Eukaryota; Metazoa; Chordata; Actinopteri; Characiformes; Acestrorhamphidae. The transcript is spliced from 16 exons. The coding region runs from base 948 to 2585 and encodes 545 amino acids. Gene Ontology annotation, cellular component: cytoplasm. Gene Ontology annotation, biological process: GTP biosynthetic process. Gene Ontology annotation, molecular function: IMP dehydrogenase activity.